This is a messenger RNA of Pochonia chlamydosporia 170, 957 nucleotides long. RefSeq lists its product as hypothetical. The coding region runs from base 1 to 957 and encodes 318 amino acids. The record is from RefSeq and is a predicted model, not a curated record. Lineage: Eukaryota; Fungi; Ascomycota; Sordariomycetes; Hypocreales; Clavicipitaceae. The transcript has 2 exons.
AUGCAGCUAACAGCGCUUGUCCUUGCGGUCACGGCCGCUGCAUUCGUCAUCAUCCCCGAGCUUUCCGAAGCCGACGAGAACAUUUUCAAAGCUCUCCCAAUCAACACCGGACCAUUAUCACUGCCGAUCCCAGCAGAAUCUCACAGGGUUGCUGUUCCGUGCAAGCAAUGUGAAGGCAAAAACAGCAAUUUGCAAUUAAACUUUGAUGUCGUGGAUUACACGAGGCUGUUACUGAAUGGAUUCGAGGUCUACCCCCAUGCCGAUCCCUGGCAUGGCGAUUUGGCGGCAGAUGUCGAGAGUACCGACCGUGAAGCCACAAAGGAGAAGCUGGGUUACAGCUUAGCCAUUUCACCGGAGGCUAUGGAUAAGGAUUCUCACAUUCAGGUCCUUGAUGUGGAACUGCGGGUUAUUGAAGUCGGGAAUCGAUUUGUGGACAGCGUGCCGGUUGUUAAUGUGAAGCUUAUCAACGUGCCUUCCGGGGAACUUGCCAUUGCCGUAGUCGAGACCACUUCGACCAAGAUUUCUGGUUGCCACUCAAUGGCCUGUCAGGCAAAGGAAGUCAUGGCAGACGCGCUCAAGGCCAUCAAGGGUUUCAGGCCAUUCAAGGGAUGCCACCGCCGACCUCAUCACGGCAAGGACAAGGCUCACCAUAAGAGCAAUCCUAAUCGACCUCACUCUGAGAAUGCGCACGAUGGUCUUCGCAAGCACCCUCACCCCCAUCAUCACUUUGGUGACAAUCAUCGCCACGAGUGGGGACGCCUGAUCACCAACCUUGCGGCUCAGAUCUUCCUUCCCGUUCUUUUGGGUUUGCCAUGGGUGUGUGCAGCUUAUUCUUCCGACUUACAGCCUUUAUUCGCGGCAGCCGUGACAAUCGUUUUAGCCUGUGCCCCCAUCGCAGAGGCAGGGCACUACAGACAAGACACGAGGAGGCAGUUGCGUCAGAGAAAGCUGGCUUGA